This is a messenger RNA of Misgurnus anguillicaudatus (oriental weatherfish), 7354 nucleotides long. The record is from RefSeq and is a predicted model, not a curated record. Lineage: Eukaryota; Metazoa; Chordata; Actinopteri; Cypriniformes; Cobitidae.
GGCAAAGAUGAAGGUAUAAAUAUUAAUAAUAUAACGAGUACGUCUUUUUCUUUCACAGCGAGGGUUUUCCUUAUGAAUAUUAAUUAGUACAAAUCCUUACCAAUGCUAGGGUCGAUCAAUAAUUUCCCGGAUGGAAAGUAGCAGGACGAGGAGGGGUGCUUACACCAGAAUUAUAUCUAGAAUCGAUUACGUACACAAAAUGAUCAAAAGCUGAGCGUUUUCUUAAAUGUAGCUGAAACUGUAUUUUUAUUUAAUUUAUGUUACUAAACACCAUUGUAGUCCCCGCAUCUAGUAGGCUAAAACCACUGACGUGUACGGUGACGUAGCAUAAGUGAAAGGUCUUUAAUGUAGGGAUGCUGAGCUGGAUGCAGGAGGCCUGAAAGCAUCAUUUGUACCCCACGUACACCAUUUAUCACUCAUCAUCCGCACAAUGGAGGAGAUUUUACAGAAACUUCAAAAGGAGGCAUCGGGGAACAAACACAAAGCACUUCGGGACGCUUGCGGCGUCGCGUGUGAGACCCUGGAUGCUCAAAGAAGGUGGGUAAAUAUCUCACCAACUAAACUCAGAGAGAGCUGUCUAUUUCCCCUUCAACUGGCACUGGAGUCUAAAAACACUAAACUGGCUCAGACCGCCCUCGCAGGAAUGCAGAAGAUCCUUUGUGAGGAUUGCUUUGUUGCCGUGGAAACAGAGGUUCCAGAGAAGCUGCUGCUGAAUCAAAUUUUGGAAGCCAUCAGGGUGACGCCCACCCUACAUGAAGACCUGCAGGUGGAGGUUAUGAAGGUUCUGCUGUGUGUCACCUACUCCUCCACCUUUGAGAUCAAUGGGCACAACGUCUUGAGAAUUGCUGAGUUGUGCAUUGAGACGUAUAUAUCAAGUUGUCAUCAGCGCAGUAUCAACACUGCGGUAAGGGCCACCCUCAGUCAGAUACUCGGAGACCUCGCCCUACAACUGCGUCACAGACAGGACAAUUCAGUUGGUGAUGGAGAGGAACGUUCCAUGCCUGUGCUCCAGCGCAGAGCAGAUAUCUCUCCAACUACUGAUGCACUGUAUGAAGAUGUUAUUAUGGUGCUCACUGUAUUCUGCGACAAACUGGAGUCUGUCUCAAAUGGAAACCAGUUGCUACAGCUGUUGUACCUGGAGUGUAUUCUGUCCAUGCUUAGCAGCUGUCCUCCCACAAUGCAUCUGCAUCGUCAUUUCACUGACCUUAUCUGGAAACAGUUGUGUCCGACCCUGGUGGUGAUUAUGGGAAACCCUGCAAGUGAUAAAACCAUCACUUCUGCCCAUGGUGGGCCAUCCCAGGACUCAGACAUGGUGUCAGGGGCGGCAGUUUUGGACCACGGGCGUGGAUCUGGGUGUUCUUCGAGUGCCCCUGCCAUGAUUGGGCCAGUGGUUCGCACAAUCUGCUACGUUGCAGCAGAGUUAGUUCGUCUCGUAGCCUGUGUCGAAUCCAUGAAGCCUGUUUUGCAGUCUUUGUACCAUCGUAUACUUCUCUAUCCACCCCCACAGCACCGAGUUGAGGCCAUCAAGAUUAUGAAAGAGAUUGUUGGAAGCCCCCAGCGCUUGUUUGACCUCGCUGGUCCAUGCAUUAAUGAGCCUGACACAAGGAAGAGGUCCUUUUCAAAAAGGAAGUCACAUCUCGAUCUUCUUAAAUUGGUAAUGGAUGGUAUAACAGAAGCAUGCAUGAAGGGUGGGAUAGAGGCUUGCUACUCGUCUGUCUCCUGUGCAUGUGCCCUAUUGCAUACUUUAGAUGAGCUCAGUCAGGGGCGUGGCCUGCAGCAGGACCAAGCUUGCAUGCUGCUGCGCCGACUGGAUGAGCUGAAGGAGGGUACAGAGUCUAUGCGCGAGUCUGUAGAACUCAACGAAGCUGACUUCCGCUGGCAGCGGCGGGUAUUAUCAUCUGAGAACGCCGCUUGGGAGAUCGGCAUCAUAGAACGGAGCCCUGACAUCAGCAUCAGUGUCACUACCGACACAGGUCAGACUACAUUGGAAGGUGACAUGGGUCAGACGACUAUGGAAGGAGAGCUGGGUCAGACGACGCCAGAGGACUGUGGGGAAGGACCACGGCUUCCAUUGCCCUCUUCUUGUGGAGUCUUAGCAGGAAUGGUCCCUGACAUGCCAGAAUGCGUAAAAGACAGCGUUGACCCGGGAGCCCCUUCCAGUACGGCACCUCCUGAUGUAGUUCAGCGCACCCAUGGUUUGGUCUUCCCUGACAUCACCAACUUCCUGUCUGUGGAGUCUCGAACACGUUCUCACGGCUCGCGCUACAGUGAGAGCAACUUCAGUGCAGACGAGCAGGAGCUGUCCCGAACGGAGUUCGAUUCGUGUGACCAGUACUCAAUGGCAGCAGAAAAGGACUCGGGACGUUCCGACGUGUCCGACAUGGGCUCUGAUAACUGCUCUCUUGUUGACGAGGAGCAGACCCCACGGGACUGUCCGGGGCACCGUACAGCUAGUCUGUCCUUAAAACUGCUGAAGAACCAGGAAGCUGACCAGCAAAGUGCCCGAAUUUUUGUCCAGUCUCUGUCUGCACAUCUGCCACGCCUAUUAGGACUGCACAGCACCACAGAUGUUGAUGUCUCGCUGCAGAACUUCUCCUCCACCUUUUGCUCAGGACUACAAGCAGGUGGGGUUCAUUCUCCGGGAUCUGAAGGUCGUGAAAGCCUGAGUUGUCAGGCUCUUAUGAAUGCGGAUGGACUGUACCUGGUGUCUUAUUACGCUCUGCUACUCAACCUCAAACUGUGCUGCUGUGCACACUACCAGAGGAAACCCACACCUGCGUUGGUCACUUUGAAAGAGUUUGUGCGUCAGAUCCAGAGCAGUGGAGUUCUGGUGGUUCUGUCUCAGGCAUGGAUUGAAGAGCUCUACAAUCAGGUGUUGGAGAGGAACCUGCUGGGAGAAGCUGGAUACUGGGGCUCGGCAGAGGAGCAGUCCUUACCUCUCAUUACCAUGCUCACCGACAUUGAUGGGCUGGGCAGCAGUGCUAUUGGUGGCCAGCUGAUCAGAAAGGCCUCUACACAAUCACCCUUUACCUGUGACAAGAACGGCAGUGACAACCUGGUGGCAGGUGCUGCAUUUGCCCGCUAUGUCCUUACUGGCUGCUGGAAAAAUCUGAUCGACACGCUGUCGACACCGAUCACCGGCCGCAUGGCAGGAAGCUCAAGGGGUCUUGCCUUUAUUCUUGGAGCAGAGGGAGUUAAGGAACAAACCCAGAGGGAGAGGGACACCAUCUGCCUCAGUUUAGAUGGUCUACGCAAGGCUGCGGGGCUCAGCUGUGCCUUGGGUGUAGCAGCCAACUGUGCAUCAGCACUUGCCCAGAUGGCGGUUGCCUCAUGUGUUCAGGAGGAGAAAGAGGAGAAAGAUUUGGGGGAGAAUGGAGACACCAUUACUCAAGUUAAGCAGCGUGUUGAGCAGAAGCUCGAACAGAUGAGCCGCUGUCAGGGCGUGAGGUUGCACACUGCCCAUGUGCUGUGCAUGGAUGCUAUACUUAACGUGGGGCUGGAAAUGGGAAGUCAUAAUCAUGACUGCUGGCCUCAUGUGUUCAGAGUAAUUGAAUAUGUCAGCUCACUUGAACACACUCACUUCAGUGAUGGUGGAUCCCAGCCCAAGUUCGCCAUCACUCAGACACAGCAACCCGUGGCAGUGGAGCUGGAGGCCAGCCCUGAUGUGGAACUGGGCCUCAGCCAUCCUGUGAUUCAGCCCCUGUCCAUCCAGGAGCUUUUGAGGUCAAGUGGCCGCAGUAAAUGCUUUGACUUUCGGGGAGGAAGCCUGCUCACAGGGACCAGUGCGGCCAAAGCCGUCUGCACCCUUUCCACACAAGCUGACAGGCUGUUUGAGGAUGCCGUGAGUAAACUCAACCUGGUGGCUUUGGUGGGAUUUCUGCAUCAGCUCAGAAAAGCUUCACAGUCUCAGCUCUUUGAUUCAGUUACUGAAACUGGAGACUAUUCCUUAGCCAUGCCAGGGGAGGCUAAGUCAACCCAGGACAAGCACAGUGCCCUCCAUCUCUUCCGGCUGGGGGAGGCCAUGCUGUGGAUCGUGAAGAACAAGAGCAGACCACUGCUGCACAUGAUGAGAGCCUGGAGUGUGGUGGCACCUCACCUGGUGGAGGCGGCCUGUCACAAAGAGCGUCACGUAUCUCAGAAGGCUGUGUCUUUCAUUCAUGAUGUUCUGAUGGAGGUUCUGAGCAGCUGGGCAGAGCUACCACACUUCCACUUCAAUGAAGCCCUCUUCAGACCAUUUGAGCACAUCAUGCAGCUAGAACUCUGUGAUGAGGAUGUCCAAGAUCAGGUGAUCACCUCUAUUGGAGAACUGGUGGAGAUGUGUUCAGCUCAGAUCCAGUCUGGCUGGAGGCCAUUGUUCAGCGCUCUCAGAACUGUGCAUGGAAACAAGACGGACAUGAAGGAUUACCUGAUAGGAGAAUAUUCCAUGGGGAAGUCACAGGCACCUGUAUUUGAUGUCUUUGAAGCCUUUAUCAACACUGACAACAUUCAGGUGUUUGCUAAUGCAGCGACUGACUACAUUAUGUGCCUUAUGAAGUUUGUGAAGGGUUUAGGAGAAGUGGAUUAUAAGGAAAUUGGAGAUUGUGUUCAUGUCAGUGGAUACAGCUCUACCGAUCUUUGCCUGCCUGCCCUGGACUAUUUGAGAAAAUGUUCACAGCUGCUGGCCAAAAUCUACAGGAUGCCUUCUAAGCCAGUGUUCUUGGGUGCAAGACUGGCCAGUCUCCCCAUGAGAGCCCAGGAGCGGUCUGUGAGCAGUGAGGAUGGCAUGGACUGUGUUUUAGCUGAGUUUGACGAUGACACAGGUCUGAUACAAGUAUGGAUUCUUUUGUUGGAGCAGCUGACGGCAGCCGUGUCAAACUGUCCCCGUCAGCACCAGGCGCCUACUCUUGAGCUACUUUUUGAACUUCUGCGUGAGGUCACCAAAAUACCAGGGCCUGGAUUCGCCAUCUUCUCUGUCAUCCAGCUCCUCCUUCCUGUCAUGUCGCUAUGGCUACAGCGUAGUCAUGGUGACCACUCAUACUGGGACAUCGCCGCAGCAAACUUCAAGCAUGCUACUGGACUGUCCUGUGAGCUGGUGGUGGAACAUAUACAGAGCUUCGUUCAUUCAGAUAUUGGCUAUGAGAGUCUAAUUAACUUGAUGCUGAAAGAUCUCUUUAAACUGCUGGUGUCUUGUGUGGCUGAACCAGCCGAGACCAUAUCCAGAGUUGGCUGCUCCUGUAUCAGGUAUGUUCUAGUAACAGCGGGGCCUAUCUUCUCCGAGGAGAUGUGGCGGUUAGCAUGCUGUGCCCUGCAGGAUGCAUUUUCUGCCACCCUGGAACCUGUAAAGAAUCUGCUGGCUUGUUUCCGAAGCGGUUCAGACAGUUUUACAGGAGAUGCAUGUGAAGUGAAAGUAGCAGCUCCCUCACAUUCCCCCUCGGCAGAGGCUGAGUAUAUGAGGAUCCGUGCCAUGGCCCAGCAGGUCUUCAUGCUGGACACACAGUGCUCGCCUAAAACUCCAAGCAACAAGGAAGGGUUUGAGCACGCUCAAUCCUGUGUGCUGAUUAUUGAGCUUCCUGCCGAUCAGCAUUCAAAUGGUCACACUCAGAAGAGAAAAAUUGGGAUUCCCUUCAGGACUCUUGUGGUAAGUUUGCUCUCCCACCAAGUACUGCUGCAGAACCUCUAUGAUGUCCUCUUGGAGGAGUUUGUGAAAGGUUCUGGGAGCUCUGAUGGUCAGGGCAGAGUCACACCAAUGUUGGAGCCAAAACCAGCCGGUUUUCUUCGAUACAUCUCAAUGCAAAACCUGGCCAUCAUCUUUGACCUGCUGCUCGAUUCCUACCGAACAGCACGGGAGUUUGACACUCGUCCAGGCCUCAAGUAUCUGCUCAUGAAAGUGUCAGGAGUCUGUGGAGCUGCUAACUUAUACCGCCAGUCUGCUAUGAGCUUCAAUAUCUAUUUUCAGGCUUUGCUGUGUGCCAUGCUGACCAACCAAGAGAACAUCACUGUAGAGCAGGUAAAGAAGAUCCUGGGUGAAGAAGAAGAGGGUGGCUCUGACUCUUCACAGCAGUGUUCCUCUGAGGAUGAAGAUAUCUUUGAGGAGAUGGCACAGGUGAGUCCCCCACGUGCACGUGAGAAACGCCCGUGGCACACCCCCAUCCCAUCUCUCAGCACGCAACCCAUCAGCAGCGUGGACUGGGCCUGGCUGGUUAAACGCCUGCACAAGCUCUGCAUGGACCUGUGCAACAACUACAUCCAGAUGCACUUGGACUUGGAGAGCACCAUCGGAGAGCAGCCUACCCACAGGGUCGACCCACUUUUCUUCUUGCCCCUUUUUAAUUCUGAGACCUCCACACCCUCUACCGGGGGCCUUUCAGGCCAUGGGACGCCCUCAGAGGACAGAUUUCGCCUCCAUCUGGAUGAGACUCCUUCUGAGGAGGUACAUACCUCUAGUGGGCUGGGUGCAAGUGUCCCCCAGCUAAGAGGGGAAAGAAGGGAAACAGGACGUAGAAAGGAAUGGUGGGAAAGUGCCGGAAAUAAGUUGUAUACCAUCGCCACAGACAAGACCAUCACCAAACUAAUGAUAGAGUACAAAAAACGCAAGCAGCAGCACAGCCAUGCCACAUUUGGCAAAGAUGUGAAUUUGGGAGAAAAGAGAGCAGAGACGGUGACCCCGCGGGGCCCAGACUCCCCAGGGCCUCUGAGGCCCCAGCAGUUGAUGGAGCAGGGACCGAUGCGUCACUCCUUUAGCGCAGGGCCUGAGCUGCUGCGGCAGGAGAAAAGACCUCGCUCUGGGUCCACAGCCAGUUCCCACAACAUCUCACUCAGAGAUUCGGAGGCACAGAUACAGGCAUGGACCAACAUGGUCCUUACAAUCCUAAAUCAGAUCCAGCUAUUACCAGACCCCACGUUCAUUGCCCUGCAGCCAGCUGUGUUCCCCUGCAUCAGUCAGCUGACCUGUCACGUGAGUGACCUCAGGGUACGGCAGGCAGUACGAGAGUGGCUCGGACGAGUGGGACGUGUUUAUGAAAUUAUUCUGUAAUCACAACAGUCUUCUCCCUUCAAGCAAAGCUCAUAAUGGCUUAACUUUGCUAAUGUUUUAUUGUAAGGCACAGUGAUCUUUGUGUGAAACAAAUGUCUUUUGUGAAUGUUCUUCAGUAUUUAUGCUGUCAUAUUCAGAAUCUAUAUUUUUUGUAUACUCCUGAAAUGUUACAGGCUUUGAAUAUACACACGCCAGAUAUAAAAGUAUGCUGUAUCGGUUGUUUUUUCUUUCUUUUUUUUUGCGGAGGUUGUGUUUUUCUCAUACUGUUUAUUUCUAACUUAAAUCUACCCUGAAGGUUUCAAUAAGUUUAAUCAUUGCAAAAUAAAACGUUGAUGCACUUUU